AUGCUGCUAACUGUGGGAAUAGUCUCGGAUUCCGCCGCAACAUUAAUACCAUCAACAAAUGAACAACAAACAUACCUGUACUCUGGCGAAGAGAACUAUCGCCUACCUGACCGGGUUUGUUGUUUGUUUUUUUUACGAGCGAAACUUGCGGUGGGUUUCCCAUCAUCUCGAGUUGCGACGCUCCUUCCGUUGGUGCCCUGCCAGUACGGUUAGAAACCUGCGAUACUGCCGUCUGAACUCUGACGCCCGAUCACGAACUCUGGUGAUAUGUAGGUAACAGGACGAGCCAAUUUUAAAUCUUUGUUCCUAAUACGUUUACUACGCUUCCAACGCACAAUGGUUACUAAUACCACCAAUGCGCGGCCAACCUCUUAUUACAUACUCGCCCGGCCCCCUUUUGGUCACAUGAUGUGCCGACGUAACGAGGCUUGGUUCCCUAGCUGUUAACCUUUGUUAUUGCAUAACCUCAUGAAAACGCCCGUGGAAUCAGGCCUUAACAGAGAAGAACAAUACACAAUAUGCUCCUAAAACCGUUUAAGUACUACCUCCUCCGCAGGCCAUACAGCCCGUAAUGAGUAUGCCCGUUCGCAGGUUGAAAUUUGAAAUUUGAGACGAAGGCUUGCGUAGCUGUAAGGCCUGCUGAAUAACAUGUCGAUCACUUGGCUUAUAGUGUCGAUUACUCGGUAGGAUCAAAUUUCUUCAAAAAUAUGGCACAUCGUCUGCCAAUCUUUAGCAAUCCCGUUUUGCGAGUAUGUUCUAAAUACAUCUUGGCAGUUAUGGCUGAUAAAAGCGACGAGGAGAUUCAAAUAAUGGAGGGUUUUACAAGCACAAGCGACAGUGAUAAUAGACGUUGUGAAUCUAUCAUUUGGCCAAAUGGGAUGUUUUGACUACAUACACACGCAUUUAAAUAGUUACACUGUAUAAAAGACAAAUAUAAAUGGAAUACAUUUCGUGGAUAAACGGCCGCAUGCCUGACAUGUAAUAUCACUGGUAAUAUGCAAAUUAUAAACUGAUAUUUAUCUGCUUCUCUUCAUAAAUCAUUGUAUGCUUGUUUGUUCAGAGUUCACUGUUUUUAUGUAUAUUGUGGAUACGAAAAGCAGUCUAUAUCAGAAGUAGUUUUAACUACUUCUUUAAAAAGAAUAGACUAGACUUUAAAAAUAGACUAGUCUUUAAAAAGACUUUAAUAAUAAUAAUAAUAAUAUUGUUCUGGUAAAAUGAUAUAUUAAAUAUAUAUAAUUUGGUUUGUUGCUCCCGCCAUUUUGGAAAAUUAGUCCGCAGGCCUUUCCGUUCGUUUCCCACCAAUUUUAUUUUUUUGAAAGACCUGUGGAGGAGGUAGGUUUAAGUAGGUUGUUUUAAUUUUAAACUUGUUCACACUAUAGAGUUUUUGUCAUGAAAUACAAUUGUUAUAUGAAUGUUGUUGAUUUCGUCGCUAUAUAACAAACAUGCACUUAUAAUGUCGGUUUUCUCGGGAAAUAGUUAUAGUUUUAAGUUCUUUGUAUGUUUGUAUGGUGAUAAAAUAUAAUAGUUUUGUUUGUGGAAACACCACGUAAAUUUAUUUAAAUUUACGUGGUGUUUCCACAAACAAAACUAUUAGUUAUAGUUUUGUUUCCCCUAGCUAUAAUCUCAAUGUUUCCCACGACCGUCUCGUAUUGUUCUUAAUCCUCAAGGGAACGCAAGACAAUAGUCUAGUUCUCUCGAACAAUACGAGAACGCUACGAAAACGGUACAGUGUAAACGCUGCCUGAGACUCGGGAAAGCACAACUAUUUCCCUCGGGAGCAGACGUCAAUUGUAUAUAAUAUAUGCAGGCCUUCGUAACAAAUUCACGUUAAGUGGAGAAUUUUUGAUGUUGUAUAUGUUUUAAGGUCGUUUUCCACUAGGCCGGAAUUUUCCGUGCGGAGCGGAAAUUCUCUUUGUCUUUUCUUAUUAGUUCCACCCGAUAAAUCACAAGACAAAAUGUGCAAAAUGUUGCGCACGAUUUUUUGCGAUCGCUUUCUUUUGAAAUACAAACAGUCAAGCGGAACAAAUCUCAUUAGCUGUAGUUGACUGCACACAUUUCUAGCAGUGAGUAAAGCCUGUUUUCCACUAGGCGGAAUUUUGCGCGCGGAGCGGAAUUUUUCUUUGUCUUGUGAUUUCUCGGGUGGAACUAAUUAGAAAAGACAAAGAAAAAUUCCGCUCCGCGCGCAAAAUUCCGCCUAGUGGAAAACAGGCUUAAGUGUGAUGCCACUUGGUGACUGCAUUUUAAAAUUUUGAAAUUUUAAAACGUCAGCUAGCACAAUUACGUUGUACGAACGUUCGCCGAACGUGGAGAUAACGUUGGUAUUAUAAGUUGUAGUAACGUUAUUUUGUGAACUCGCAGGAACGUGGUGACAACGUCAGGAUUAACGUUAGAACACGACGUUGGUUCAACGUUCUUACAACGUUUGAUUAACGUUAGAACACGACGUUGGUUCAACGUUCUUGCAACGUUUGAUUAACGUCCAGAAAACGUUGAAAAUUAACGUUGUAGUAACGUCACUUUGUGAACUCGCAGGAACGUUGUGACAACGUUAGGAUCAACGUUAGAACAAUUAACUAAAGUCUUUGAUUUAAUCAUUUUAUUUAAUCAUUUUAUUUAAGGAUAAUAUAGGCUAAAAAUACUGAUCCAAUUUAUAGUUUGGAUGAAUAUUGACAAUAAUAUUUAAUUCAGUAUAGUAUAUGAACAAGCUUUCGUUGGUAGGGAUGCAACUACCUGAACAAUCUUGUAUGACGGAACUUUUUCUAGGCCGCAUUUUAGCGUGAUUUUAGUAAUAGACGUACGUAAUACUGUGCUUGAAUAACAGUCUGUAGUUUAAAUUACAGAAUUACCUGAACAAUGUAAGGAAAAUUUCGACGUUUCGAGUGAAGACCCUCCAGAGUAAAUACGUUGCUACGAAGGGCCUUCGCUCGAAACGUCGUAAUUCUUCUAGUUCUCGUUAUAUGUAGUUUGAGAUAGUUGCAUCCCCAUCUACACUGGCACAGACAGUUCAAUAUUUAAUACAGUAUACUAAUUAGUCAUUCUUGGAUUUCAUUGACAAAUGAACGAGUACUUCUGAAAUAUAUCUUCGAUUCAAGAGAGGCCCUGUAAAAUGUAAAUUAAUAUGGCGUCAAACAAACAUGCAGACACAUAUCAAAAUAAAUAUAUUUUGUUCGCCUUUUUUCCCUACAUGAGAUAGACACAUGGAAUUUUCAAAUGUUACAGAUACAAUAUAUAUACUUACAUCGAAAACAAAACGAACGAGCGAGUUCUUCUGAAAUAUACAGCAACUUCGAUGAGAUUACAGACUCAGCAUACAUUUCAGUUGCGUCGCAAGCCAAGAACAAUGGUGUAAUCUUUUCAAUUUGCCCGCGGCGCAAACACUUUACGUAUAUAUGGUCAGAAUUACCAUAUUUGGUGAGUUGUUGAUAAGCUGCCAAAUACAAAGGCCUACUGUCUGGCUUAAAAUCAGUUGGAUAAAACGUUUUCAGGACAAAAUUUCCAGUAAGAACUAACCAAGGCGACGUUCCUCGCGAUUCCUGCAGCUGAAUAGGCAUACGAAGUCAUAUGGCCUGAUGCGGUUUUAUACCUAUAUAGUUUAACUGUCAGGUUCAAUAAUAGAAGACAUAUGUUUAAUUUUUUUAGAACGUUGCGAAAAUAUCAAAUCUUAACGUCAAGACGACGUUGUUUACGACGUUGUUUUGAUGUCAUAUCCAAACGUUACACAUUAACGUUGCUACAACGUUAAAAUCUAACAUUGCCAUGAAGAUAUCGUAUGACAUCCUGGAACGUUGCGAAAAUAUCAAAUCUUAACGUCGGGACGACGUUGUCUACGACGUUGUUUUGAUGUCACGUCCAAACGUUACACAUUAACGUUGCUACAACGUUGAAAUCUAACAUUGCUAAGAAGGUGUCGCAUGACAUCCUGGAACGUUAAAUUUCAACGUUAAACCAACGUUUACACCACGUGCUCUUAUUCCGGAUAGAAAAGUAAGGUUGUGUGAACGUCGUGUGAAAGUUAGGUUAGAUCUAACUUUGCAACAACCUUUUACCAACGUUGUAAUAACGUUAUGUGCUAGCUAUACGUACGUUUCUCAAUCAAACAAACGUAAAAAGUGUGUUUCGUGCAUGUAAACUGGCUAUAAAAUAAUGCUGAAAUAAAGACUAGAAUUUUGAAAUGAAGAAAUUAAAUUAAUUAUCAAACCUUUAUUUUGUUAAUGUGGAGCUUGAAAUCCCCCCAGAUGUAACAAUCUCGUUUAACUGGGCUUUAAUUGAUAAGAUAUAUAUCCAUAUCGAUAGUAUGUUCUUCGAACAAAUUGCGAAAAGCAUGGGUACGAAAAUGAUUUCUCCCUCGCUCCUUUCCAUUAGAAUUGCUGAGUAUUUCUACCUCCUACGCAAGCCUUCGUCUCAAAUUUCAACCUGCGAACGGGCAUACUCAUUACGGGCUGUAUGGCCUGCGGAGGAGGUAGUGAGUAUUUCAUGUUGGGUGCAAUAAUAAUAGAGCGACGGAAGGUGGGAUAUUUGGAGUAACGAAAUUGAAAAUGGAAAGAAUGUACCCCAUGACGAAUUUUAUACCCUGUUAUGUAUACGCAUGUAUGUAAACUUAAUUUGAGGAGGUUAGCAAAUUUAAGCCAAUCUAUAUAUCCAUACUGUUUAUUUUGUCGUAAUGCUUGUGUUAUUUUUAGGGUGAUCUUGCCGCAAGUUUAGCAAGCUUACGUGAACACGCAAAGGUAAGCACUGACCUUUUUCAUGAUAGCAAAAGCUUUCUUUUGCUUUGGAAAAUUCGAACGAAUAUACUUUUUAUAAGCAUACCUAUGUAUUAGCUACAGUGAAAUAGCUAUAUUAGUGUAGGCUAAGAACAGACAAAUGCAUGAGUCAUAUAUUUUAGUUGAACAUAGUCGAAAAUUAAAUUAGAAUUUAAAAACUUUGGCUAAUUACUUUCCCAUACUACAGAUUUAACAAGGAAAUAAUACUGGGACUUGCUUAUAGUAAAUAAUACUGGGAAGUGUUCGAAAAUAAAAUGCUUUAUAAAUGCAUGUAGAUUAAGUAAAAUGUGACAAAACAGCGCGCGUGCGAAGUUGUGCUGUUUCUGAGUAUAUUGCAUGUACUCGUCUUAUGUUUGUAGAAUUCAAGUGGAACUCGCAUUAUGGAUCCCAAACGUUUUGAGGAAUGCAUUUUCUACUUGAACACAUAUGGCUCGUAUUCUGGUGUUGUUACGUUUUAUGUCAAUCACAAUCAUUUGAAACUGGCUUGCAGGUUCAUAUUAGAAAAGGUAUAUAUGCAUUUUAUAUUGCAAACUAACGUAAACAUCACGAUAGUGAAAAGAAUUAACAUCAUAGUUUUCUCAGUAGUAGGCAAUGUUUUCAGUUGAUCUCCCCCAUUUGAUAAUAGCGAACUUUAAGCAAGGCUUAAUCUAGUACGGGAAUGUGACAAGAAACAGCCUUAAAUUUUACACUGUACUAUACAAAAUCGAUAAACUAUCGACGGACGCAACAAGGGUGGAAAAAAUAGGCAAACACGCGAGAACUGCUUGCAGGAAAUGUUAAACAGCUGCAGGAAAUUCGUUUGAAUGCAGAUUUGCUAUUGAAAAUUUGAAAGAAACCUUAACACUCAUGUCCCACUAUGGGCACAACAACAUAUGGUUGACAGACAUUAUUUCUUGAAUUUAAAACCAUGGUCAGCUAGAACACUAUAUAUGCUCAUGCACAUGCAGAUUUAGCACAGAAAUACUCAGUCGGUUUGCAGGAAAAUUUUUGUCUCCAGGUUGUGCUAUACCAGGAAGAAAAUUAUUUUUCCUGCCCUGCCACCCUGGAACGCAAAUGCAAAUGCAUCGAUGACGGCGUGCAAGUACAAUAAUCAUAAUAUUGUAGGAAAGAAAUUAUUAAUUAAAAUCUCCUAAAAGUAUUAGAUAUUGCUCUCUCUAUGUUUACAACUGCAAAUCACAGAUUAUCACGUCUUGUAUACAACAGCUGCAUUUCAAGCUGCAUGGGACAACGGUUAUUUCUAAGUGAAUCCAAGAACUCUUUUCGACCAUAAAUCCUUGUCUUAACCUUUUGCGAAAAGUUGAAACCUUUUUCGGUGUUCUCUUAUUAACGUUUGUCAAAUUUGCCCUUUGACUGACCCAUGCACUCUUACUCAGGCGCGACAUAGCAUGCAGAGUAUCUAGGUAUUGUACCCGGCCAGCGUUCAAACCAUCAUAGCGAGCGAAAACUUUUCUAAUUCCUGGUUGCCGUGAUAUAAAAAGUAAAAACUGCAAAUUAUUUUUAUUUUAUUUUUGAAUUAGAGAUGCCUUCCCGAUAUAUUUACCGAACACCUGUUGAUGCCCGCGAUACGUCAUGGUCAGUUUGAACAUUUGCGUGAUCUGUUGAAAAUGUUUGACCCGACAUUGGAAGUAUGGACGCCUUAUCUGAAUGGUGCAUGUGGACAUCUUAGUCGUUCUAACUUCCUCAAUGUUCUGUAUCAAGUACAGCUACUGAUGAAGGUAAUGUAUUGGACUAGGGUGUAUAAUUCUACAAUCGUAACACAAGUUUUGUGGACACUUAAAUACCAGAUCUGUGCGAGAAGUAAAAGUAAAAGAUCACUAUUCAUGUACACGUGACUUCAUGUUUUCUUUCCCGCUUCCCCGGGCAGUGUUGGAUAUCACAUUGGAUUUUUACGAUUUUACAUGCAUAGUAUUACCUAAUUAAACCAAUGUGUACGCUAUUUGACCCAUUAAGCAGAAAUGCCCUAAUGCGCCUUGCUUUGUUAAUUAAUUUUACUCUUCCUAAAGCCAAACAAUUUUACUCCAUAAAUGAUAGCCUUGCACAUCAAUAAAUUAACCAAACAAUCUGUUAUCUUGUUAACCCAUGCAUUAGGCAACAAAACGCCCUAAUGCGUUGUUCUCUCUUAUUUUACUCUGCCUAACGCCAGACGAUUGUACUCGUUAAGGGGAGAGUCUUGCGCGUUAAGUGCUGACUUAGAAAAUGUAACCUACAUCGAUGGCUACUUGCAAACAAAGUUACACUUAAUAAACGACAACGAACAAUACUGUGUGUUCCUAAAUCAACGCUAUUAAAGAAUAUAUAAUGCCAUUGUUUCAUCACACUUUAAUUAUUGUAAGUUCGGUUUGGGAUAACUGUUCCAAGCAGGGCCGUCCCGAGGGACUCGCUUCAGGGGGGUGUUUGGUUAAAUCUACCUGAAAGUAUCAAAAGUUCGAAAUUUACCUGAAAAAAAUAUUUUUUUACCUGAAAUUUUUUUUAUGCGACCCCCCCCCCCCUUUUCGGUCAGUGUACCAAUUUUUUGGUCAAAAAUGUUUUCCGGACAUACCAAAAUUUUUCGUGACGUAAAAAAUUUUUUCCGGACAUCAUCAAUUUUCUCCAUUUAUCCAAAAAAUUUUUCUAAAAUCCAGAAAUUUUCUAAAAUUUUUGUAAAUUAACCUCAUUCUUUUCCAAAUUCACACUUAUUUUUGUAAAUUAACUUUCUCUUGGCCUAGAAAUUACCUGAAUUUGUGUUCAUUUACCUGAAUUUCUUCUGCAAAUCUACCUGGAUUUACCUGAAAUUGCCCACAUGCGCAAUUAUCAGGGGGCAUGGUUCCAAGUAUCUACUUGACAAAUUGCAAAACUUGCAAACUGAUAGAGCCGCACGAACAUCAUAUCAGGCACGGCCUAGAAAACAAAUUUUGUUAAACUUUUUCCUUGGCCUUUCCGGGCGUUGCCACCACGCCCCGGCGAAAGCAAGCAGCAGCACCCCCAGAUAUUUAUCCACCUCCCCCCCGAACGAAAAUAUGAAAAUCCGUCUCUGCAUCAUAUAAUGUUAGCGCAUGGAACGUCAUAUAAUGUUACAGUAGAGAGUUUGAGCAGACAACGAAGUACGAAGACGAAGGCAUACUUGACAAUUUUUGCCGUAUGUACAUUAUCUUGCGCAUACUGAGUUGGACGUCACUGGUGGUUGCAUAACGUAUCUUCCCAUGUGUCGCUGUUUAUGAAUACUGACCAUAAAUCUUGCCCUGAUCCAGAAAAAACAGCGAGACAUGAAACUAUAUCCCUUCUUUGUCCUUCUGCCUUCGUGCAGAACGAGUUUCACAACGUAAUUUGCCAAAGUAUUCGUUGUAAACGAAGGCAGAAGACGGGAUAUGGAUUCAUGUCUCGCUGUUUUAUCCUGAUCGGGGUAAGGAUUUGGGUCAGCAUUCACAAACAGCUAGACAUAAAUCUCUAAUCUGUCUUCACUCCUGACCCUAAACUCAGAAUGUGCAAGGUAAUGUGCAAGACAGGCAAAAAUUGUCAACCACGUCGUCGUCGUCCGACUUCGUUGUCUUGCUCAAACUCUCUAGUAGUUCCUCUAAAACACAGAUUUAAGGGCAACAAGACCAUGAAAAUGUUCAUGCACAAAAUAAUUAAGAAAUGAUAAAGUGCCAUUAUCUUUAAUUAAUAAACAUGUUAAAACAAAUUGAAACUAAUCAUAGGUAUGAUUUGCGAUGUAGCUAAAAGCAUUAAUAAUUAUGUUCUUGAUAAAUCCGAUCAUACAUGCAAAUGAAGAGGAUGUUUUGCUCAUCUUAGCUCGCAAUUUCUGAUAUUGCUUCAUAUCUUGUGUAGGAUUACUUCCGUGCGGCCAUGACGUGUACCAAGUUCUACCAAGGCUUACCACAUCACCCAGCUACUAGCUACACUGACCUCUAUUCAAGACUGCACUAUCUGCAGGAUGCACUCGCACAUCUCGAAGCAGUGCGUAAACAUCAACUGUCAAAGAAGGGUACACUGGCCAUGGUGACAAGCUCGCUGCAGAAGACAAUGGGAGAGUCAAGUGAAGAUAAAUCUCGCAUGACCGUCACUCCGACUGAACUGACGAGCCAUAUGAAUACGAUAACGUUGCAAAUUGAUGUAACACAAUUUAUGCAUAAUUGUUUGAUAGAAGGAACACUGAGGCAGAGAAAGGAAAGGACAAAAAAGUUUGGCACUUUGUUUGAUAAUGCCAGUGUUAAAUGUGAUGUUGUUUCCAAGGUAAGGUGAAAGUGUAAAGAUUGCAUGAAUUUCAAAAUUGAAUGCUUGUUCAAACGCAGUGUUGGAAAAUGUCCAGCAGCACCGCUUCCAGGAAAUUUUUAACAAAAUAUCUUCGCAGGAAAUUUUCUUACAACUUACAUGAAUUUUUGUCAACUCGUAUACUAGAAUGUCAUAUAAUUUAUACUUAUUGUUUACAAAGACCAUUUGCAAGUCGAGAUUGUCUUGUGCCGAGGUUGAAGUUUAUCACGUUGUGCAGCACCAUACUCUCUCUCUCUCUGAAAUAUAUAGCUAUCAUGAAGUUUUAUAUUUAUUUACCUUUUGACAACUAGAGCAGGGUCACCACAACAGCAUGUGCCAAUUACUGUGGGCCCUUUUACUGUGGGCCCUUUUACCUAUAACCCACCCUGUCAACUUUCCCUGUGGGAGGAAACCGGAGUACCUGGGGAAAACCCACGACUUUCGACAGAGCGUUUACUUUUACUCUUUUCACAUGAGGACUGGGUUCGAGUCGCAUUGAGAAAGUUCUCACUGAGGCUUGAACCUGCGGCCUCAAAGGUGAGAGGCAAAUGCGCUAACCACUUGGCUACCGAACACUUCUGCAAAUAUUUUAUUUAUAAUCGUAUGUGCAUGAUAUAAGAAUAAUUUGUUAUAUUAUCCGACAAUAAAUAAGUAAAAUAACCCAACUUUUGACUUGUACACAGGAAAUUUCUAUUUUUGAAUUUUGCUGCCAGGAAAAUAUAUUUUCUAUUUUAUUUGGACUCGAGUUCUCGCUCCAGAUAUAUACGGAACUCAUUGGCUAUUUAUACGAGUCGUUCCUAUCGGAGGAUAUUGGAUCGGGUUUGACUUUGUUUAACAUUUUCAUCCUGCAACAUUGUGCAACAUUUGACGAUUACGCAUUAUGACUUAGUACGUUCAACUGACAUCGUUCUACAUUGUUUGACCAAUAUUGUUGGAUUCCCGUGAAUAAGAUGAAGUGCAAUAGAAUUACUCUAUUUCGAGAGAGUGGAAAUUUCGGUCAAGGGAAGCAAAAUUAGGUUCGAUAUAGCGAGCUUCGAAUAAAAGUGAUUGAAAUAAAAUGGCCAAUCUCUGGAAAAUGGGUUUAAGUUCGAAAUAGUGGGGGUUUACUGUAACUAUUAAAUAGGCCUACUCUGGAACCUAAAAUCACCUUGAGGUUUUCGCAACACUUCCCAAAGUUAAAUGCCUUUAAUUAAGACCCAUUUCCACUUAGGAAAAUGUUCUGCAGAAAGAAAAUUUUGUAAAAUGUGAUUGGCCGACAUUUGGGCUCUUUCCAUUUGACGGAAAUUUCGGAAAUCUUGCUUGAAAAUCAAAUUGAAUGGAUGUUUCGAAAAUUUCUGACAAUCUCUCGAGGUUGUCCACAAAUUGGAAAUUCCAGAAGUUUCGAAAUUUUCACACUCCAUUAAAACAUUUCCCAACCACGUCGCUGCUUUCCAGUCUUUGAUGAGCAAAAACCGCCACCAAAACAAAAAUGGCGGGUUCUCGAUUAUUUCAGUGCCUUGAGUCUGGAUUUAUUUCGCCGAAUUCUGAAAGCGGCAGUGUUAAAUUUUUCAGCGAUUUGAGCGGCAGUGUCAAAUGUCAAAGUCAAAUGUCAGUGUCAAAGCAGCAACGUGGUUGGGAAAUGUUUUGAAACUUCCGGAAUUUCCAAUUUGUGGACAACCUCGAGAGAUUGUCCGAAAUUUUCAACGUGUUCCACUUGAUUUUCAAGCAAGAUUUCCGGAAUUUCCGUCAAAUGGAAAGCACCCAACAAACCUCUCAUUAUUUACAAGGCCUGCACGCUGUAGCGUUCCAUUUUGCCACUGGACACUCCAGAAACGCAAACUGGGCUUUUUGUUGAAAUGGAAAGCGCCCAAUCCGUCGGACAAUUUUUUUUUGCAUUUUCAGUGUAAAUGGGCUUUAAGUCGCCCAAAGUUACGGGGACUUUAGGUCGUUAUAAAGAUUUUUCUGUGCUGAGUGGUUAUAUUACUACCUGAAAUAAACAAGCAGAAUCUCGACGUUUCGAGCGUAAGCCUUCGCUCUCCCGCGUGGAAGAAACUGGGAGCCUAGAAACAGACCACGACAAUCCGUGUUGGCUGACUAUGUUUCAACCUGGAAUCAACGACUAAUAUAUUCCGUGUUUUGUUUUAGGUAUUACUAGCAGGGAGUACGGUGGACGAUGGUUUCAGUUUGUCCUGUCGAAUAAUGCAGGUAUAAGACUUUUGCUUUCUUCCCGCUAAAAAACGAUAUAUUUAUUAGCUUGUAUUGCUUGUGCACACAAUUUACCAUGGUAUUAUUUGUAGGAUUUUCGACUGCCUGCCUUAAAUGUGUACAAGACGGUUGCAGAAAGAUUAGUAAGUGAACAGAAAUUUAACGAGAUUCAAGUGUUAUUAUCGAAUGCAAUUCAAACAAGAUUAAUGAAUGAUAAAGACCAUGACGCUGUUGUCCUUAGUUUGCUUGGAAUGUUAACUGAUGAUGAUAAAAAGGUACGUCGCUUUAUGAAGGCCGGUCCAUAUGAAUGUGUGUGAAUGUUUCUUUAACAAUGCGUGCAGUGAGUGGUGGGACUUGGUCUUGUGUUAGCUUUACCAAAAACAUUUUUGGUAAUUAUGGGCUUGGAAGUACUUGAUCAAUAUCUUUGAAAAAGCUUUACGCUGUUUUUCACCUUAAAUGCACAGUUCAGCCUUUUGAAUGAUGGUUUUUAAGGCGCAUUUCAAUACAAUGCAAUACAAUUGAAAAAAAAGCUAACCAGGAAAAUCAAUUAAGCAUAAUUCAAGAUCAACAACCUUAAUGUUUUUAACAUUUUAAAACAUUUUUAUUGUUAAAAACAUUGAGUUUACUGAUCUUGAAUUAUGCCUAAUUGAUUUUCCUAGUUAGAUUUUUUUUCCGAUUACUGUGGGGGAAAGGAGGCACUUUUUCUUGUGCGAGAAUCUUUACUGACCCAGAAAGAACACGAAAGUUAUUUUGGAAGUUAUGAGCUAUCCAUGUCAGAACUGGCCUGGGUCAUUCAUGCCCGAAAAUGGGAGGAAGUGAUUUGUCAUAGAUCUAUACAAAUACAACUAGAUCGAGUAUAUAUUGUGUAUGUCGACGUUGUGAGCUCCACCUCAUGUGCUCUGGAAACAAAAAUGUCUCUUACCUUUCGAUACGAUCGAAGUGGGAAACCAAUUUAAAGGACGUUCGCAAUGGACUUUAGUUGAUCUAGUCAUCUACUCUUAUUUUAUAUUUUUUCAACGUCUGUCUUUGUUUUCAAAAUAUUUUGUUUGAUGUGUAAACGAACUGAAUCUAUGACCAAAUUGGCAUGAUACAAACUUUAAAAGACUGAAUAUUUUCUGACAGCACUGAAAAAAAAGCAGAAGCAGAUGAAAAAAAAAUGAAAAAAACAGUUGAACCCCUAUAAACGGGCGCCUCUUAUUAAUCCCUAAUAAGCAGACACUUCCUUUAAACAGAUGCAUUUUGUAACCGCAUCCCACAGGUGUGAUCAACUUAAAAUCUAUUUCCGAUUGCACAAGGUUGACAUAUUUACAUCCUUGAUGAUAACUUGAUUUUUUCCAUAGUGGAGGCAAGCUGAAGCGCUUAUAAAAUCUUUAAAAGAUGAAGGAAAGAAGGUAAAUGUAAAACAUCCGUAAUAGUGGGGUGGAUAAGUGAAAGAAAGCACCAUAUUGACAGGAUGUGUAGACUUUGACACAAGUAUGAAUAUCAGAUAUAGAGGCAUCUAUGAAAUUAACGCUAUAUAAUAGCCAAAAAUUUGGAAUUUCUGACAUUUUAUUAAUAAAUUUCUAUUACUGAUGGAAAUUUUAAAACUCCAAGGUAACUCACAGAAAAAAUAAAUUGUAUGGUUGAAACGUACGCAAAAAACUGUCUAUAGAACACUAAAGCAGUUAUUUAUUUUCCAAAUAUUUCCUGAGCUGCAACCUGUAAAAAGGCGAUUUGAAGCUAGUGCCAGACUUUGCACCUAUUUUUUUUUAACUAUUUUGUGCGAUUUCGAAACUGAUUAAUUUCAAAACGACUUGGCAAAUAGAAAAACUGCUUUAAUAUUCUAUAGACAGUUUUUUUGUGUACUUUUUAGCCAUACAACUUAUUUUUUCUGUGAGCUACCUUGGAAUUUUAAAAAUUCUAUCAGUAAUAGAAAUUUAUAUUCAAAUAUCAGAAAUUCCAAAUUUUUAGCUAUCAGCGUUAAUUUCACAGAUGCAUGCUUCCAUAUCUUCCAUAUCUUCCAGAUGUUCAUGAUUGUCUCGAAGUCUAUACAUACAUAGUGUCAAUAGGCAAUUCCAGCUUUUAGCUUCUGCGGGCAGGGGAUGAUGGGAAGUAAGGUAUCAUAUUGCUGAUUAUGCUGAAAUAUUUUAAUAAAAACUGCCGAAACAACAGAAAUAUUUCAAUACUUACAAGUAUAAGCUAUCACUCCGGGUUUACACGGACACCAUUUUUAUUUUUUCAGCCUAAUCAGCAAUAUGUUACCUUACUUCCCAUCAUCCCCUGCGCGCAUAAACUAAAAGUUGGAAUUGCCUAUAUGGUGCUUUCUUCACUAUAACUGCACAAUUAUUGCAAAAUUGUGUGCUUUUCCGCCCCACUAUAACAAUUGCUGCAUGUAUGAAGCUAACUUAUUAUGUUUAGUUCAAAUUCUAUGAAUGUGUAGCUACUUGAUUGAGUCAAGGGAGACAAAUUUGUCCCAGGGACAAAAUAGUAUUGAAUAGCGAAGAGAGAGUGCCUGGGACUAGGCUAAUAACAUCCCUGAUUGGGAAUUAUAAUAUUGCGUUUGUAAAUUCUUAACGCUGAUUGGCUAAGAGCCGUGUUGAUAUAACUCAAUGUCAACACGGGAAAUUUUCCGCCGCUUGUAAACACAGAAUUUUUUCUUAUCUUUCGAGCUUUUGACAUUGCUAUAUUAUAAAAAAAAUAUAAAACAUUUUUUCCGUAUUGAUAUAUAGUUAUAUCAACACUCGUGGAAGUUGGGAAAACUCGAAAUUGUAUGAAAUUUUCUCGUUUUCCCAAUUCCACUCGUGUUGAUAUAACUGUAUAUCAACACGGAAAAUGUUUUAUAUUUGUUAAAUGUAAAUUAAUUGGGGGUCUAUUGUAUUAAAAUUUAAAGCAGAGACAAUUACUAAGGGACAAAGUAAGUUAAGUAACGACCUUACUAACGUAUAUUUGCUAGAACUUAAUAAGGUUUUAACGCCGUUUACACAAAGUAGAUGAACAUUUUCUGGAUAUUUCCCUUCUAAAUUUAGGACUUGAUCACUAUUGAUGGCGGGCUUCUAGUAUUUCCUUUGCAUUGUUAUUUUGGUAAAAAUUUCUGCAAUCUACCCUUCCAGAAAGUACGUCAUUUUGCCUAUAAAGCUUCGUUUUCGUGUAUGUAUAUCAUUAGUUAAAGCCUAAUGUCUCAAUUAUAAACUCGUUUCCCGAGCAUGCCCGUUCGCAGGUUAAGGGUAGGCAUAGCUCUGGAGAAAUCGAAUUGAUUCAGGCCGCGUCACCGGUGAUUGGCUAGCUGCAGGUAGUAUACUUUGGAUUUCCAACGUGAGAAUUUCUCGUUGAAAAUUUGAUACUUUUUACACUGAAAACAACUAAAAAUUCUGGGGGAAAUAUGUACGAAAGCUUCGGAUUGAUAGGGAUACAACUACCUGAAAAAUACAAGGAAAACUUCGACGUUUCGAGCGAAGGCGCUUCGACUUGUACUGUUAAUGUUUUGAUACAUCGUCAAGAAUGAGUGGACGUUUGCUGUGAAGUGUGGGCCUGCGGUUGAUGUCUUAAAAACCGGACUAAACGUUUAAACUUCCUUGACAUUGGAUUAUUGACGUUGCUCUCAUACACUAUAUAUGUGCUUUAAAAUUUAAAUUUUACUUUCCUGUCAGAAUUUAUGGUAUACAGUGCGUAGUGUUAGAUCCACACUUGACAGCAAACAUUCUCUCAUUCUUGAGGAGAUUAUAUUUAUCAUGAAUACCGGCAGUUUAAAAGGUCAAAUACGAUGUAUACAAACUAGAGGUGUGCAAAUCCGAUCCGAAACCGAUCCGAAUCAGAUCCGAUCGGAUUUCAGAACCAAAAUAUUCAUAUCGGAUCGGAUUGAUAAAGUUGUUUCGUAGUCGGAUCGGAUCGGACUUCGAUAUCCGAAAUAAAAUGAAUUAAUUAUCCACGCAUUGUCGCAAGAAUUAAUUAUCCAUGCAUUUAUCAAAGCAUCAUCGCGGUUGUCGCUGCAUUAUUCGUUUGAUACUUCAAUUGGACGUCACUUUGUCAGCUUCUUGACAUAUAUUUCUUGCUUUUAUAUUUAUUUGGUUAAACAUUUCAACUUGAAUGAGAAAUUUAUUUUAUUAAAAAAUUCUUCGGAUCGGAUCGGAUUGGAAUUCUUUUUCAAUACUCGGAUUGGAUUCGGAUUAGACAAUUUCGGAUCGGAUUUUAAACAUUAGGCAAUUGUCGGAUUAUAAACGUCCAAUCCGAUCCGAUGCACACCUCUAGUACAAACACUAACAGUACAACUCGAAGCGCCUUAGCUCGAAACGUCGAAGUUCUCCUUGUAUUUUUCAGGUAGUUGUAUCCGUAUCAAUCCCAAGCUUUCGUACAUAUUUCGCCCAGAAUUUUUAGGUGUUUUCAAUCGAUUUCAGUGUAAAAAGUAUCAAAUUUUCGACGAGAAAUUCUAAAACUUUGUUUCUAUUUUGCAACAAUUGCCGAGCAUGCGCACAACUCACGUUGGAAAUCCAAUGUGAAUCAAUUGGAUUUCUGCAGAGCUAUGCCCACCCUUAACCUGCGAAUGGACAUGCUCGGGGAACGAGAUUGGGCUUUAUAGCCAAAGUGACGUACUUUACGGAACGGUGUAUCAGGGCGCUGUACGUGAAACACGGGUGUUUAAACGCACAGAUAAACAUAUGUGCAUGCAGAACAGGUGGGAAAUUUGUCUGAGCAUGCGCGAGCAAAAUAAGCCACGCAAUUGCGUGGAAUACACGCAACGCGUGUUUACAAAAAGGCACAGUCGUGUAAAUAUUGCCAAAUGUUUGUACAAAAUAAAUGACUGUUUUAUGUUGAAAAUGGACAUAAUCUAAAUUAAUCAUACAGAAUUGUUUAGUGACGUUCUAUUUCAGUACCCUGCCAUUGUCUCUGGUGGGCUGUCCGUGUGUAUUCGAUCUGAAACAGUUGCUACUUUGCUGUCGAAAAAUUUCGAAUGUUUACAUGAAAAUAGAGGCAAGUCGUGCAUUUUACAACCUCGUAAACUGUAUGAGCCCCUAUUUUUACGCUUAUACCUAAGAUAUCAAAUAAAAAUACAUGAAACAGAGAACAUUUUUAGAAAGUUUUAUCGUGAGGCCACGGCCAGUUUUUAAAAUAUCUUUAUUUCUGUUCCGGUCAUCACCAAAAUUACACUAAAGCCGGGCUUGAAUAUACAACAAAUUUUGAAUCUCAUCAAGUACAAAAAUAUUUAACGUGUAACCAAAAUAUGCUCAUGAAAUCGAAAUUAAUAGCUAAAUUUUCAAACUAGACCCUUCUCGAAGCGGUUUUCAUGAAGGAAGUUCACAUUUCGGCCUUUGAUUCUUGGCAAAAAUUUGACCACAACACGUGCGAAGCAACUGGGUCUCAAAGACUGAACUAAAACAUUGUGAGCCCCUAUUUUCCUGACGAUAUGUUUGAUACCUACAAACGCCGAAAAGUUUUUUCUUUUCAUUUAGCUAUAUUUGAAAUUGAGGCCACGGGCUAUUUUUGAGAAAAUACAGUUCAAAGUCAAGCUAUUUUUACAUAUUUUCAAAAUUUGUCAAAUUUCGCGAGCUUGUAUUUUGAACUUAGACAGCUGAAGUUACAUUAAGAAACAUAGGAUGGAAAAUGUGAGACAUAUAAAGUUAAUUUCAACUUGCAUUUCAUUCUCAUAUCUCGUCUUUCUUCGUUUAUUACGGUUUUAAACAAGCCACAGAUCGACGUGUACGGUAUUUACUCCCUUCUUGAAAACUUUCUGCUUUGUUUUGAAUGUAAAUGCAAUGAGCUUUGUUUCUGCCCGCGAUUUUUUUGGUCAGCGACGACAAAUUUCCCACCUGUUUGCAUGCAGUGUUUUACAGCACCCUAUGCGUGUUCUAAUGUGGAGAACGUGUCCUAUAUAUAGUCGUACUAGUUUUCACAUCUCCCCAAUUAAGAUUUACUACGCCUUUGUUUUUAUCCUUUGACAUUUUUAGAAAAACUAACAUAAAUCUUCAUUUUCGUUAUAGGUUGCUGCUUACAUACGUUUUCGUCGACUAAAAACUGCCUAUUUGAUAGCUGUGGCAAGUGAUAGAGUUGGCGAUGUGAAAACCAUUGCAAAUAUGGCAAGAGAAACUGAACAAACCAAAGUAUACAAUAUUUGUAUGAAGUGGUUGGAAACCAGACAGGCAAAACAGGAAAGACAAGACGUUUUCCUUACAAGAGACUGA
Paramuricea clavata is the source of this 17323-nucleotide messenger RNA. Lineage: Eukaryota; Metazoa; Cnidaria; Anthozoa; Malacalcyonacea; Plexauridae. The record is from the annotation of a GenBank genome assembly.